CGCCAACACCGCAAACCAUCGCCAAGUUGAAAGGAGGCUAACCCGGGGGGAAAGCAAAGGAUCUUUUUUAUUUUUUCAUCUUCUUCAAUGGCAGUAACUUCAAGUUCACUCGCAUCCCAACUCUCUGGCCCCAAAUCCAUCUCUUCCACCUCCGUUGCCCCCAGUUUCUGUGGCCUCCGCCGCUCUUGCUCCAAACUUGAUUACUUCAACUCUCAAUCUGUGUCCUCCACUCAAUCUUUGUUUGAACAUGUUCAUUCCACUCUCCGGCUCUCUUCCUCAGGCAAGGGUUGCCGUGGCGUUGUCACCAUGGCCGGCUCUGGCAAGUUUUUUGUUGGUGGCAACUGGAAGUGUAACGGCACAAAAGACUCUAUCAGUAAGCUUGUCUCUGACUUGAACAGCGCAAAAUUGGAGCCUGAUGUUGAUGUUGUUGUUGCACCUCCCUUUGUGUACAUCGAUCAGGUGAAAAGCUCAAUCACAGAUCGGAUUGAGGUAUCUGCCCAGAACUCUUGGGUGGGAAAAGGAGGUGCUUUUACUGGAGAGAUUAGUGUGGAGCAACUUAAAGACAUGGGCUGCAAGUGGGUUAUUCUUGGACAUUCUGAACGGAGGCAUAUUAUUGGAGAAAAUGAUGAGUUUAUAGGGAAGAAAGCCGCCUAUGCCUUGAGCCAGGGUGUUGGGGUGAUAGCAUGCAUCGGGGAGCUGUUACAAGAGAGGGAAGCCGGGAAAACUUUUGAUGUUUGUUUCCAGCAGUUGAAGGCUUAUGCAGAUGCUGUACCUGGUUGGGACAAUAUUGUUAUUGCAUAUGAACCAGUAUGGGCCAUUGGAACUGGCAAAGUGGCCACUCCCGAGCAAGCUCAAGAAGUCCAUGUAGCUGUACGUGAUUGGCUGAAGAAGAAUGUCUCAGCUGAAGUUGCGUCUAAAACUCGAAUUAUUUAUGGAGGGUCUGUUAAUGGGAGCAACUGUUCUGAGCUUGCAAAGCAAGAAGAUAUUGACGGAUUUCUUGUGGGUGGUGCUUCUUUGAAGGGCCCUGAGUUUGCUGUCAUUGUCAAUUCAGCCACAUCCAAGAAAGUGGCGGCUUGAUAACUUUAUCUGCUUUUGGCAGCGAGAGUUUUUUUAUCGAUAAAGCAUGCCCGUUGUGGCAAUAAUGUUGGUGUAUGAUAGCAGAUUGGGUUUGGUGGAUCUUCUGCUAUUUCUUUGCAGAUAUUAGGUCAUCCUUCUCUUUUCCAACGAGUUACUGUCUUAUAGCAAAUGGCUAUACAAAGCAUUUCAGAAAUAAACAACUAGUGUUUACAAAUUAAUGCUGCUCACUUCAAUUUUAGGAAUAAUUUCCUUUCU
Messenger RNA from Neltuma alba, 1332 nucleotides. Its product is annotated as triosephosphate isomerase, chloroplastic-like. The record is from RefSeq and is a predicted model, not a curated record. Gene Ontology annotation, cellular component: cytosol. Gene Ontology annotation, molecular function: triose-phosphate isomerase activity. Bases 88 to 1077 code for a protein of 329 amino acids. Gene Ontology annotation, biological process: glycolytic process; glycerol catabolic process; gluconeogenesis. The transcript has 9 exons. NCBI's taxonomy places the organism in Eukaryota, Viridiplantae, Streptophyta, Magnoliopsida, Fabales, Fabaceae.